This is a messenger RNA of Talaromyces stipitatus ATCC 10500, 1137 nucleotides long. RefSeq lists its product as uncharacterized. The transcript has 3 exons. Lineage: Eukaryota; Fungi; Ascomycota; Eurotiomycetes; Eurotiales; Trichocomaceae. Bases 1 to 1092 code for a protein of 363 amino acids. The record is from RefSeq and is a predicted model, not a curated record.
AUGUUCGAAAACAUCAUCCCUCUCCAGCUCACGCAAUCUCAACGCAGACUGCGUGACUCAAAGCCUCUAUUCCCCCGGUCUUCAACCACCGCCAACAACAUAAUCGAUAUCCGGCCCCAUCCCGAAAUGACAGAUAACACCCUCCGCGAAUCGAUCCAGGAGAGUCUCAACAAGAUCACGAGCGGUCAAGACAGUGAAUUUUAUGUUGGAAUGCCAAGUCUACUCCUCUGGAAUGAACAGGGACUACGAUACUUUGAGGACGUCACGUAUAGUCCUUCGUACUAUCUGACCAAUGAAGAGAUUGGAUUGUUGGAGAAGCACAAGUACAAGAUUGCGGAACGGAUUGAGUCGGGGAGUAUGCUUGUUGAGCUUGGUAGUGGAAACCUCCGCAAAAUCAAAGUCCUCCUCGAAGCCCUAGACAACCUCGGCCGAGAGGUGGAUUACUUCGCUCUCGACGUGUCAUUACCAGAACUACAACGCACUAUCUCCCUCGUCCCACCAGGCUAUUUUAGACAUGUCCGCUGUUUCGGUCUUUUGGGGACUUACGACGACGGCCGCGAGUGGCUCAAUAAACCUGAACUACAAUCCCGGCCCAAGACGUUGUUGUCUCUCGGAUCUACGCUGGGAAGUUUCCAACGACAUGAAAUCGGUGGAUUUUUGAGAAGUUUCUUCUCAUCAUCAGGAAGAAAUCCGUCGUUCUUUGUUGGUCUUGAUGGAUGUAAAGAUGCUCAACGAGUGUAUAAUGCAUACAAUGACCCGGAAGGCGCGAAUCAGCGGUUCGUUAAGAAUGGGUUGCAUAGAGCAAAUCAAAUUCUGGCUUAUGAAGCCUUUGAUUUGGAGCAUUGGCAUGUCAAGGGUGUAUGGGAAGAGGAGAAUGGUCGACAUAGUCAAUACUAUUACCUGGACGCUGAUGUCAGUCUUGGUGAUGGAAUGCAAGUCCCCGCUGGAAAGAGUCUGUUGGCGAUUCAGAGUCAUAAAUAUGAUUCUGAUGAUCAGGCUUGGUUAGCUGAGAGUGCUGGCUUGGAGAUUGUGGAAUCGUGGUCGUCGGGGCAGGGUUACAGUUUGUUGUUCUUGGGCGAGCAGAAGCAAUGAGCGAGAUUGUAGCAGUAAUUAUGUAGUUAAUUGUCAAUAGAAGAG